Messenger RNA from Ricinus communis (castor bean), 1988 nucleotides. RefSeq names its product probable pectinesterase 8. Gene Ontology annotation, molecular function: pectinesterase activity. The record is from RefSeq and is a predicted model, not a curated record. The transcript has 5 exons. Bases 655 to 1845 code for a protein of 396 amino acids. Gene Ontology annotation, biological process: cell wall modification. NCBI's taxonomy places the organism in Eukaryota, Viridiplantae, Streptophyta, Magnoliopsida, Malpighiales, Euphorbiaceae.
AAUAUUUUUAUUUUUUUAUAAAAUAAGUAAAUAAAUUCUAAAUAAAAAUAUUUUAUUAAAAAGAUAUUAAAAAGCUUUUUAGUAUCAUAUUGUGUCCACAAGUUGAACAGUCCGAAAUGAGAAGGAAGCAUAUUGGAAGAGGACACUAUCUCACUACAUGUGACUUGCCCUGAAAAAGAAAAAGAAAAAGAAAAAACAAAAACAAAAAGCGCAAAAGGGGUAUUUUUGUAAUUAUUUCUAAAAAUUAGGGUAUGUAGUGUAAAAUCCUCAAAUUUAUACCCUGAGCGCAAAAGUUGAGCCUAUAGCUUGUCAAAAUGACCCAUAAUAUAAACAUAGAAAUAAAAAAAAAAAAAAUAAAAAAAAAAAAAAAGAAAAGAAAAACUAAGCAUUCUUGUAUGGGCUGCCACACUGCCCCAAAAGGCUAAACUCAAAGUUUACUGUUUCAAAUUUAAGCAUCACCUACAUCAAGUUUGGUAGCUUAGGAAUUCUCCUAAGAAUGCACAGGGACAGGGUGAUUUGCAAGGCAUGUUAUCAACCCUUUCACUUCAAGUGCAUAUUUCUAUACAUAUAUUAUAUACCCACUUGGUAAAAUUGGAAAUAUCAUCUUAUCCUCUCAUCCCUAUUGUUUUCUUUAACCCAAUCAACAACUAGUUAAUGAUGAGUCUCAGAAGCAUUUCUCUCACACUGCUCGUUGCCUUUUUCGCAGUAUUUGCAUCAACAGCUAUCAUUAAUCAAAACCCUGCAGCAUUUCUUAAAGAAGUAGUCUUUGAGCUAAGCCAUACCAUUUUCUCAUCGCCUAUUAUUGCUACCAUAUUCUCAUGCAACAUUGAACAUCACCACCAUAAGAAGCACCCCGACAAAGGCAAGCUAGUGAAUAUUUGUGAUGAUUUUCCAAUCGAUAUUCCUCCUCCAGACACCAACACAACCUCCACCUUUUGCGUUGAUCCUAACGGGUGCUGUAACUUCACCACAGUGCAAUCAGCUGUUGAUGCUGUAGCAAAUUUUAGCCAGAAAAGAACCAUAAUAUGGAUAAAUUCUGGCAUCUAUUACGAGAGAGUCAUUGUUCCAAUAACCAAACAGAAUGUUACAUUUCAAGGACAAGGUUACACAUCUACUGCUAUUGUAUGGAAUAACACAGCAAAUUCUUCACACGGGACAUUUUAUAGUGGUUCUGUACAGGUUUUCUCCAAUAACUUCAUUGCCAAGAAUAUUAGCUUCAUGAAUGUUGCACCAAUUCCAGGGCCUGGCGAUAUGGGAGCCCAAGCAGUGGCAAUGAGAAUAUCAGGAGACCAAGCUGCCUUCUGGGGUUGUGGAUUCUUUGGAGCACAAGACACGCUUCAUGAUGACAAGGGCCGCCAUUACUUUAAGGACUGUUAUAUCCAAGGUUCCAUUGAUUUCAUCUUUGGUGAUGCAAGGUCCCUUUAUGAGAGUUGCGAGCUGAUAUCGAUGGCGAACCCAGUAGCCCCAGGACAAAGGUCAAUAAACGGAGCAGUUACGGCUCAUGGUAGGACUUCAAAGGAUGAGAACACUGGCUUCGCAUUCGUCAACUGCACCUUAGGAGGAACAGGAAGAAUAUGGCUUGGCCGGGCAUGGCGACCUUUCUCUCGUGUUGUCUUUGCCUUCACAUCCAUGACUGAUAUCAUUGCUGCUGAAGGUUGGAAUGACUUCAAUGACCCAACAAGAGACCAGACUAUUUUCUAUGGAGAAUACAAUUGCUCAGGGCCAGGAGCCAAUAUGACGAUGAGAGCAGCUUAUGUUCAAAGACUAAAUGACACUCAGGCUUCUGCUUUUCUUGAUGCAUCUUUCAUUGACGGGGAUCAGUGGUUGCAAUCUUAUAAUGCUUAACCCAUUUCUUAAAUGUAAAUGUAAACUUAAAUGUAAACAUUGUUCAUGGGAUAUAUGAAUUAAAAUCCCUUAGCUAUUUGUAGAUAGCCAUUAAAUUAUUAAUUGUUAUCUCACUCUUAUCUCUUAAGACAAUAAGGGCCACU